Strongylus vulgaris is the source of this 675-nucleotide messenger RNA. Lineage: Eukaryota; Metazoa; Nematoda; Chromadorea; Rhabditida; Strongylidae. The record is from the annotation of a GenBank genome assembly.
AUGGCUUUCGAUCGUCACAUCACCGAUGCUGUACGAAACCAUUUGUUUGCAAAACCAGGUGGGCUACUAACUGGAAUCGACCUACCAGCCGUCAACAUCCAGAGAGGUAGAGAUCAUGGAGUGCAGCCUUAUAAUGCAUACAGAGAGCUUUGCGGGUUAAACCGAGCUCGAACAUUCGAUGACUUGCGAUCCACAAUGGACGAUGCAGCAGUUGAUGCUCUGAAAAAAAUCUAUGAAAAUGUGAAUGACAUUGACUUGUUCCCUGGACUUAUGAGUGAACGACCUAUCAAAGGAGCGUUGGUGGGACCGACGUUAGCAUGCAUCAUAGGCGAACAAAUGCAGCGGUUGAAAAAAUGCGAUCGCUUCUACUACGAAAAUGACUUGCCUGCAACCAGAUUUGCACCAGAUCAAUUAGCGGAAAUUCGCAAGACUACCUUUGCCAAGAUCAUCUGCUCCAACAGCCAAUAUGCCAGAAAAAUACAGCCAAACGUCUUUGUCAUGGCUGACGAGUUAACAAAUGCACCUGCGUCUUGCUCAGAGCUUCCGGAUACGGACUAUUUUGAAUGGCUUGAUAGAGAUUACUGUCUCAUAGAUCAUCGCGUGAUUAAUCUUGGUAAAACGAAGAGAAUAACUCCAUGUGUGACAUGUACAUGCACAAAAGAAGGCGUGAGUUGA